AUGAGUAUUGGAGUACCAGUCAAGAUCUUACACGAAGCAGAUUCACAUAUAGUGACGAUCGAGUUAAAGAAUGGUGAAAUGUACAGAGGCACAUUGAUGCAAAGUGAAGACAAUAUGAAUUGCAAGUUAAAGAUUGUUACAAUGACUGCUAGAGAUGGCAAGCAAUCACAACUCGAACAAAUCUACAUUCGUGGCAGCAAGAUUAGAUUCAUCAUCUUGCCCGACAUUCUCAAGAACGCUCCCAUGUUUAAGCGUAUCGAUGGAAAGACUGUACUACGUGGAAAGAGUUUGGGUAUUGGUAGAACUAUGGGUAGAGGAACUAGAGGUGGUGGUCCUCCAGGUGAAAGAGGUAGAGGUGGAGGUAGAGGACGUGGAUUUGGUGAAAGAGGUGGAUUCGGUGGUGACAGAGGUGGAUUCGGUGGUGGUGAUAGAGGAGGUCGUGGUAGAGGAUUUGGUGAUAGAGGUGGUUUUGGUGGAGGUGGUUUUGGUGGAGCUCCAUCUGGUUUCCAAUAG
Cavenderia fasciculata is the source of this 513-nucleotide messenger RNA. RefSeq names its product LSM domain-containing protein (gene snrpD3). Gene Ontology annotation, biological process: spliceosomal snRNP assembly; RNA processing. The record is from RefSeq and is a predicted model, not a curated record. Gene Ontology annotation, molecular function: RNA binding. Gene Ontology annotation, cellular component: commitment complex; U2 snRNP; U12-type spliceosomal complex. Bases 1 to 513 code for a protein of 170 amino acids. The transcript is spliced from 2 exons. Lineage: Eukaryota; Evosea; Eumycetozoa; Acytosteliales; Cavenderiaceae.